AUGCCCUUCAAAAGCGCCUUCUCGGCCAUCAAAUCCCAGUUGAAAGACUUACACCAAGAGGGCCAGAGACUCUUCAAUGAGCACUCGCAGUCUCAGCCGCCACAGCAGUACCAACCUCAACCUCAGUCUCAAUCUCAACCCCCGCCGCAGUCACAGCCAUACCAUUCCUAUCCUGGGCCAGGCUAUGUAUACCAGCAACAGCCGCCGAAUCUUUACCCCGGACAACAAGCACAGCAAGCACAUCCUUCCUACUACCAGGGCGGGGUUCAUCAACAACAACAACAACAGCAUGCCCCGCCCCUAGUCCCUCAAGGCACGCAUCCCAACAACGCCGGACCGGCAGUGUACUGGCAACCGCGUUUCGAUCCUUCGAUUCCCGUCAGUGUCGAGUGGGAGCAGAAGGUGGGCAACGAAGGCUGGGGGAACGACGAGAAGCAGUACUAUACGAACGAGCCGGCGAAUUCCUUCUAG
Molecule: messenger RNA, 471 nt
Organism: Capronia epimyces CBS 606.96
Lineage: Eukaryota; Fungi; Ascomycota; Eurotiomycetes; Chaetothyriales; Herpotrichiellaceae
Exons: 1
Coding region: 1-471 (156 amino acids)
Source: RefSeq, a predicted model, not a curated record